Rangifer tarandus platyrhynchus (Svalbard reindeer) is the source of this 2256-nucleotide messenger RNA. The record is from the annotation of a GenBank genome assembly. Lineage: Eukaryota; Metazoa; Chordata; Mammalia; Artiodactyla; Cervidae.
AUGGCGAAGAGGUCGCGCAGUGAGGAUGAGGAUGAUGACCUUCAGUAUGCUGAUCAUGAUUAUGAAGUACCACAACAAAAAGGGUUGAAGAAACUCUGGAACAGAGUAAAAUGGACAAGAGACGAGGAUGACAAGUUAAAGAAGUUGGUUGAACAACAUGGAACUGAUGAUUGGACUCUAAUUGCUAGUCAUCUUCAAAAUCGUUCUGAUUUUCAAUGCCAGCAUCGGUGGCAGAAAGUUUUAAAUCCAGAAUUAAUAAAGGGUCCCUGGACUAAAGAAGAAGAUCAGAGGGUUAUUGAAUUAGUUCAGAAAUAUGGGCCAAAAAGAUGGUCUUUAAUUGCAAAACAUUUAAAAGGAAGAAUAGGCAAACAGUGUAGAGAAAGAUGGCAUAAUCAUCUGAAUCCUGAGGUAAAGAAGUCGUCCUGGACAGAAGAGGAGGACAGGAUUAUCUAUGAAGCACAUAAGCGGUUGGGAAAUCGUUGGGCAGAAAUUGCCAAACUACUUCCUGGAAGGACUGAUAAUUCUAUCAAAAAUCAUUGGAAUUCUACUAUGCGAAGAAAAGUGGAGCAGGAAGGCUACUUACAAGAUGGAAUAAAAUCAGAACGAUCUUCAUCUAAACUUCAACACAAACCUUGUGCAACUAUGGACCAUUUGCAAACCCAGAAUCCAUUUUACAUACCUGUUCAGAUCCCAGGCUAUCAGUACGUAUCACCUGAAGGCAAUUGUGUAGAACAUGUUCAGGCUUCUGCCUUUAUUCAGCAACCCUUUGUAGAUGAAGAUCCUGAUAAGGAAAAAAAAAUAAAGGAACUUGAGUUGCUUCUUAUGUCGGCUGAGAAUGAAGUUAGAAGAAAACGAGUUCCAUCACAACCUGGAAGCUUUUCUAGCUGGCCUGGUAGUUUCCUCAUGGAUGACAGCAUGUCUAAUACUCUCAAUAGCCUCGAGGAGCACGCUAGUGAGUUUUACAGCAUGGAUGAAAAUCAGACUGUGUCUGCUCAGCAGAACUCACCUACAAAGUUCCUGGCCGUGGAGGCAAAUGCUGUGCUGUCCUCUCUACAGACGAUCCCAGAAUUUGCAGAAACUCUUGAACUUAUUGAAUCUGAUCCUGUAGCAUGGAGUGAUGUUACUAGCUUCGAUCUUUCUGAUGCCGCUGCUUCACCUGUCAAGUCCACCCCAGUUAAACUAAUGCGAAUUCAGCACAACGAAGGAGCCAUGGAAUGUCAGUUUAAUGUCAGCCUUGUACUCGAAGGGAAAAAAAACGGUUGUAACGGGGCAGACGGCGAGGCUGUUCCUUUAACCUCCCCAAGUGUGGCUAAGUUUAGCACUCCACCAACCAUCCUCAGAAAGAAGAGAAGAAUGCGAGUGGGCCAGUCCCCAGGCAGCGAGCUUGGCGAUGGCUCAUUCAACGAUGGUGGUAACACAGCACUAAAACACACACCGGUGAAAACACUACCAUUCUCUCCUUCACAGUUUUUCAACACAUGUCCUGGAAAUGAACAAAUUAAUAUAGAAAAUCCUUCAUUCACAUCAACCCCUAUUUGUGGGCAGAAGGUUCUCAUUACAACUCCUCUUCAUAAGGAAACAACCCCCAAAGAUCAAAAGGAAAAUGUAGGGUUUAGAACACCUACUAUUAGAAGAUCUAUAUUGGGUACCACACCAAGGACUCCUACUCCUUUUAAGAAUGCGCUUGCUGCUCAGGAGAAGAAAUACGGGCCUCUUAAAAUUGUGUCACAGCCACUUGCCUUCUUGGAAGAAGAUAUUCGGGAAGUUUUAAAGGAAGAAACUGGAACAGACAUAUUCCUCAAAGAGGAAGAUGAACCUGCUUACAAAAGCUGCAAGCAAGAGCAUACUGCUUCUGUCAAGAAGGUCAGAAAAUCACUAAUCUUAGAUAAUUGGGAAAAAGAAGAACCAGGUACUCAACUGUUAAAUGAAGACCUUUCAGACUUGCAGUCAGAAAAUAUAUUUACUACAUCUUUAUUAAUGAUACCAUUAUUGGAAAUACAUGACAAUAGGUGCAACUUGACUCCUGAAAAACAAGAUAUAAAUUCAACCAACAAAACAUAUACACUUAAUAAAAAGAAACCAAACCCUAACACUUCCAAAGUUGUCACAUUGGAAAAGAAUCUUCAGUCAACUUGUGAAUGGGAAACAGUGGUUUAUGGGAAGACCGAAGACCAACUUAUCAUGACUGAACAAGCAAGAAGAUAUUUGAGUACUUACACAACUACAGGCAGCACUUCAAGAGCUCUCAUACUGUGA